Messenger RNA from Haliotis rubra (blacklip abalone), 4328 nucleotides. RefSeq names its product tubulin polyglutamylase ttll6-like. Gene Ontology annotation, biological process: microtubule cytoskeleton organization; protein polyglutamylation. Gene Ontology annotation, cellular component: cilium. The record is from RefSeq and is a predicted model, not a curated record. Gene Ontology annotation, molecular function: tubulin-glutamic acid ligase activity; tubulin binding. NCBI's taxonomy places the organism in Eukaryota, Metazoa, Mollusca, Gastropoda, Lepetellida, Haliotidae.
GAUACUGACCACUGCCUUGUUGGGAACUGUACCAUGUCUAUAGGAAUCCAGUGGACGGUAUAAGGUUGCAAUGAACAGGAGUGACAGGGAUGGAGACCCAGACCAGUUGGCGGAUGAUCUGGAGGACGACCUUGUCAUCAGCAGCAGUGACAGCAGCAGCUCCGAGUCAGAGGCCAGUGAUACCGAGGACAAUGUGGACUCGGGAUUCGGUGGCACCAGUGGCCAAGAGCUAACCCUAGUGGAUGAUGACUCCCCAGUUUUGAUCCACCAGGAGCUUGAUGGGGAGGCAGACCAGGAUGUGGGAUAUGAGUAUGAAGGCGAGGGUGAGGGUGAAGGUGAAGGUGAGGGUAGAGAGAGUGUUGUGGAAACCACCCCCUGAUAUCACCUCAAAGAAGGACAUCCAGGAUAAAAAGAAGAAGAAGAAAAAGAAGAAACGAUUGCUGUACAUCUGUCUCACCAACUGCAAGUAUGAUGUUGUUCGCCGGACAUCCCGGAGGUUUGGCUUCAAGGAGGUGUCUGAUGAUGAUGACUGGUCACUGUACUGGACAGACUACUCUGUGGCACUGGAAAGGGUCAUGGACAUGAAGAAGUAUCAGAAAAUCAAUCACUUCCCAGGAAUGAAUGAGAUUUGUCGGAAGGAUUUGCUGUCUCGAAACCUCAACCGAAUGCUCAAGAUGUUCCCUAAGGAGUACAAUGUCUUCCCUAAAACAUGGUGCCUUCCUGCUGAUUAUGGAGAUUUCCAAGCCUACACAAGGCAGAAGAAGAACAAGUCCUACAUCCUGAAGCCAGAGUCUGGAUGUCAAGGUCGAGGAAUCUGGGUUACCAAGAACCCCAAGGAAAUCAAACCCCACGAACAUAUGAUAUGUCAAGUCUACCUCAAUAAGCCAUUCUUGAUAGAUGGAUUCAAAUUUGAUUUCCGAAUCUACACGUUAAUAACAUCAUGUGACCCUCUGAGGAUAUUUGUGUUCAAAGACGGUCUAGCAAGGUUUGCCACCAAGAAGUACGUGGAGCCCAGUGCUGGCAACACUGAUAAUGUGUACAUGCACCUGACCAACUACGCCAUCAACAAGCACAGUACUGACUUUGUUAGGGACGAUGAAGCUGGAAGUAAGAGGCUUAUAUCCACCAUAAACCGCUACAUGAGAGAGAAGGGGUAUGAUGUAGACAAGAUGUGGAAUGACAUUGAUGAUGUCAUCAUCAAGACUGUGAUCUCAGCUCACUCUGUACUGAAGCACAACUAUCGCACAUGCUUCCCCAACCAUGUCAAGGGCAGUGCAUGUUUCGAGAUCCUAGGUGUGGACAUUCUGCUGGACAGGAAAUUGAGGCCGCAGAUACUGGAGGUGAAUCACUCUCCCAGCUUCACCACUGAUGCAGAUCUUGACCGAGAGAUCAAGGGCACGCUAGUGUACGACACACUCAACCUCAUCAACUGUGGAGCGUGUGACCGGAGGCGCUGCAUUGAGGAAGAGAAGAAGAAGAUCAAGGACAGGCUGCUGGGCAAAUACACAAAGAAGGAAACCAAGGAAGAGCUUGAGCAGGCUCAGGCCCAGUUUAUUGAGCAGCAAGAACGCUAUGAGAACACUCAUAUGGGCAACUUCCGGAGGAUCUAUCCCGGUCCAGGCUGUGACAAGUACGACAAGUUCUUCCACAGCAGUGGCACCCUCUUCCAGGAGACAGCAGCAUUCAGGGCUCGAGCUGAGCUGGCGAGACAGCAAAGAGAGGAGAUCAUCAGGAAGAAGGAGAAGAUGGAGUCUAUGAUCAAGGGAGGGAAGAAGAAAGAUGGCAGUGUACUCAGGCCAGAGUCUCCAACCAGUCGGAAACGUCGCACCUUACGUCGAUCCACCAUGCCAACACACAGACUAAGCUCUUCUAAAACAGAUUUAGAGGGCAGUGACAGCAGACUGCAGCAGGAGGAGGUCAUCGACACGUCCAAGCCGAUGGAGAUCAGGGAGGAGGAGGAGCUGGAGAGAAUCAGCGGGCUGCUGCAGCGGGACAACCUCGUGCGCGGCCUCGGCAUCGUGGAACAUGUGUACCGCCUCCUCCACUGUACCCCUGGUACCAUGGGGGUGAUGAAGGCGGAUCCCAGACCUCUACCCCCUCCUGUGGACAGUCACCGAUGGCCACUCCCUGGCCGACACAUGGACCCCUACAUGAGUGGUCGCCCACCUCCUAUCCGAGCCAAAGACAGGCAGUAUUAUAAAAAGCUGCUGGAUAGAUACUUUGGUGCCAACCACGUACUGUCUAACGAUAGUGUCAGUCUAAAGUAUGAUAGAGCCAGCCACAGAGCCGCCAACUAUCCACACUGUAUCCCUGGGGUGCCUGGGCUGGUUUACACCCGUAAUCCUAAAGACAUCACGCGUCAGUUCCCGCAUGUGCGGCUUUCGUACAGUACUGCAGAGAAUAAGCUUCUCCUCACGCACGACUUUGAUACCGAGCAGGAGGCAGCUGAAGCCAAUAAUGUUGACAGCGAGAGAAGGCAGCUGUCACGGAAACCGAUGGCAGCCAACAGGAGUGGACCAGCCACCAUUGUGCCAGAGACAGACUACCGCAGUAGCAUGGUUGAGACGGAGGCAGAGCGGAAUCGGCUGCUGGCUCGGAGUAGUGGUCAGACAGAGUGGCGGUCAGACACAACCACACCCACGCAGAAGGCUCGAAUACUCAGUGCACAUGGGAGAAGAGACCCAGGGCAGAAAACCUGGGAGUAUCUGAUAGAUCUCCCACUCCCUCGGUUUGGCCCGGCUCCUCCAUCACAUGGUCUCUCCGUGGUGUCGGCACCAGCGCCAGUUGUCCAACGCCCAGAACUCGUUCGACCUGAAAUGGUUGUGUCAGCAUCAUCACCAGGAAGUGGCCUCAGUAGAAUCAGUUCCAACCAUUCUGUGACGGAGAAUCCUGCCAGUCAUCGCUCAACCAAGUCACAACGGAUACGUCGCGCGUCUAAUACAAUGAGACUACGGCAGUUGGAAAUGAGAGAAAACCAUGCCUUUGUCUACAGCUGAUACUAAUCCUUGAGAUGUACAGAGAGAACUGUACAAAAGCUGUUGUUGGAGAGUCUUAAUGAUGCUAAAGAACUCUAUGCCUUAUGGUAGGCGACCAACAACACAGGAUUGAAGGAGAAAGGAGCCUCUCGCCUGCAUUUUCACAAUAGACGAUGUUGGAGUAUCGACAGUGUCUCAGUAUUAUGAACGAUAACACUGCUUUUUACAUGAUUCUUUAUAAAGCUCAGUUCCUUGAAGAAUUCAUUUCUUCACUGUGAUAUACUGUACCAGGGUCUUUUUACCUGCAGAUUGUUAAUAUUUUAUUUCUUUUUCCAGUGUUUCUAUAUAUAUGCUUAAAGUUAGUUUGAGUGAGUUUGUUUGCUUUGAUAACCACAAAGUUGCCUCUCCGUAAUAACCAACAUGGUACUGAUAGGCUCUCUUUCAGGCUUUUGUUGAUAUUCCAAAUAUGAAGAUAUUAUUACCAUGACUUCUUUUAUUUGACACAAGUAUAGGUAUGACAUUUGUAGAAAUAUUAUGAAGUUAGAGUUGGGGAAAUGCAUUACAUAGAAAGUAUCAUGUGUCUCGUUUUAAUAAUAUUAAAAUUCUGUUCCGCCAUUUUAUAAACUUGUUACAUAAUGCAGGGGAACUGUUUCAUAUUUAAUCUUCCAUUUUUGACAGAAGCAUUUUAGUCAAUGUAAUCACUUUGACUUGAGAAUAGCGUUGUGGUUUACAAAUGCGUACAGUAUUCAUUGAUAAUAAUCAUCACUGGGAUAGUUAUUUUCCCAAGUUUUCCAUUUGAGAUGAUUUUCUAUUGUUAUGAACAGCUCCUUGUUUAUGGACCAUUGUGUUUGUUUUGUUAUGUAAAGGGUAAAUGUAUCAGUGCCAAUGCCAUCAGUGGCCGGUUCAAGUAUUCAGUGCUUUGUGAAAUAUUCCAAAUUACGGUCUUUAGGAUUGAUUUGAAACUGUGAUAAACUCUUGCAAUACAAUUGUAGGUGGAAAUGUAUUGAAAUCUGUGUGACUGAAGUUAGAUUAUCAUUUUCCUAUUUAUUAUCAAUGUUGGAGGAUGUAACUAGAUUUAGGUAACAUUACAGGAUAAAUCAAGAGAGAAUUGUUUGAUUUUGUUAUAGAUGAUCACUAAAUCUUUUGUCGUUUUGAAUCAGAUGUAUUAUUUGGACUCGUUUGACCAUUUUGACAUUAAAAUAUAUCAAACACAAAAUGUGCAAAAAUGUAAAUUUAGCCAGUUAGACAUUGUUGUACAUACAAGCCCUGACCAAGACAAGCGAAGGAAAUGUGUACUUGGGAAGUUUUCAUAAUUAACAGUGAUAGACAAAUAGUUUAUUGUCAAAAGAAGUA